Molecule: messenger RNA, 1397 nt
Organism: Lolium rigidum
Lineage: Eukaryota; Viridiplantae; Streptophyta; Magnoliopsida; Poales; Poaceae
Product: probable amino acid permease 7
Exons: 6
Coding region: 24-1397 (457 amino acids)
Cellular component (GO): plasma membrane
Source: RefSeq, a predicted model, not a curated record
GAAAAGUGAAGCAAAUAGGAGCCAUGGGAGAAGAAGAAGGCGAUCACCGAACGGAGGCGCUGCUAGAGAAGCUCUCGGAGUCCUCUUACAAUCCCUCCGUGGAGCCUCAAGUCAGAAGAACCGGCACGGUAUGGACGGCGAUGGCGCACAUCAUCACGGCGGUGAUCGGGUCCGGCGUGCUGUCGCUGGCGUGGAGCGUGGCGCAGCUCGGCUGGGUCGGCGGUCCGGCGGCGAUCGUGUUCUUCGCCGGGGUGACCGUGGUGCAGUCCUCCCUCCUGGCCGACUGCUACAUUUCUCGCGACGAGGACGGGCACGGGGUCGUCGUCAGGAACAAGUCCUACGUGCAAGCCGUGAGACUCUACCUAGGUGAGAAGAGCCGCUUGUUUUGCGGUUUUUUCCUUAGCAUCAGCUUGUUUGGGAGCAGCGUGGUCUACACUCUCACAUCCGCCACUAGUAUGAGCGCGAUUCAGAAAGCGAACUGCUACCACACUGAAGGCCACGGCGCCCCGGCGUGCUCUGCCGCUGGCGGGGGAUCAGACGGGUACUACAUGGUCCUGUUCGGCCUCGCUCAAUUGGUGCUGUCGCAGAUACCGGACUUCCACAACAUGGCGUGGCUCUCCAUCUUCGCCGCCGUCAUGUCCUUCUCCUACUCCUUCAUUGGCUUCGGCCUCGGAGCUGCCAAAGUGAUCGAGAAUGGAGUGAUCAAGGGGGCAAUCGGAGGUAUUGCACUGGCAUCCACGACGCAGAAGGUGUGGCGCGUCGCCCAGGCCCUCGGGGACAUCGCCUUUGCCUACCCUUACUCCUUGGUGCUUCUGGAAAUAGAGGACACACUGAGGUCGCCACCGGCGGAGAGCGAGACGAUGAAGAAGGCGUCGAGGGCUAGCAUCGCGGUCACCACCUUCUUCUACCUCGGGUGUGGGUGCUUCGGCUACGCGGCGUUCGGCGACGCCACCCCGGGCAACCUCCUCACAGGCUUCGGCUUCUACGAGCCCUACUGGCUCAUCGACCUCGCCAACCUCUGCGUCGUCCUCCACCUCCUCGGCGGCUACCAGGUGUACAGCCAACCGGCAUUCGCGCUCGCGGAGCAGUGGUUCGGCGCCGAGGCAUCCUCCGUAAACGUGUUCAGGCUGUGCUACCGCACGGCGUAUGUUGCGGCGGCGACGGCGGUGGCCGUGUGGUUCCCCUAUUUCAACCAGGUGGUCGGCCUGAUCGGCGCCUUCAGCUUCUGGCCGCUGGCCAUCCACUUCCCCGUCGAGAUGUACCUCUCGCAGGCAAAGGUGGCUCCGUGGACCGCGCGGUGGCUCGCCAUCCGAGCCUUCAGUGCCGCCUGCCUGCUCGUCUGCGCCUUCGCCUCCCUCGGCUCCGCCGUGGGGGUGUUCGGCUCCAAGGAAAGCUAG